AUGAGUGAAGCAAACCAAGGGAAUAAUCCUGAUGCUUCAGCAAUUGUCCCUCUGAAACGCAGGCGUGGGCGUCCACGCAAGUACCCUAAAAUGGAGGUUGAUCAUGUGGCGAAUGCACAUGUUAACGUUCCAGGGAUUCAAAAUCUAAACCAUGGAGAGAAUGCUCAUGCUCCUCCUGGAUUUGGAGUGGUCAAUAGUAAUCAGCCACAUCAAGUAGGUCCAGUUAACAAUGCAAUUGAUGCCAUGAUAGGCCAGUCAGUGUAUGGUGUCAUAGAAGCAACAUUUGAUGCUGGAUAUUUGCUGAAUGUCAGGGUUGGUGAUACAGAAACCACUUUGAGGGGUGUUGUUUUUAAGCCUGGACAUUACAUCCCUGUUAAUCCAGAAAAUGAUAUUGCCCCAGAUCCUGGGCCUAGAGAUAGAAAUGGAACUGCUCAUGCUGACCGUGCUGCUAAUCCAGUUGGCUCAAAAGGUAAGCAGGUGCUUUCAGUGGUACCCCAAACUCCUCCAAUAUCAAGAGGCAAUGUAGUUCCUGUUGUACUUCAGCCAGUCAAUCUAUCAAAUGGUGCACUGAGUGCCAGUGCCACAAACCAAACUGCUCAUCUGGUGCCUUCAAAAGGCAAGCAGGUUCUAGAUGCUGCUCCUUCAUCAAAUGGAUUAACACCAACAAAUGAGAUUAUACAAUUUCAAUCUCAAAAUAACCACCAGGUGAUAACAAGUCCCUUUAAUCAAAAUCCAGCAGGGGGACUGCAUGAAUCAGAAGUCAGCCCGAUGAAAACAACACAUAUGCCUUUUGAGAAACUGUUAACUGAAGUCAUCAGGAGGGUUCAUGCUCCAUCACAAUCAACAGAGACUAAUAGCAGCUUAGCUGUUAACUUGCCUGUGGAAGAUUCUGGUAUUGUGGAAAAAAAGGAUGGCAGUGACACAGAACAGGCCCUGUCAGUUAAACCGCUGCAAGUUUUACAGCCUAUUGUUGACAGCCAUCCUGCAGUUGCAUCUAUACCUUCUGAGGACUACAAGACUGGCAAAAUGACUCAGCUCUUGCAGAAGGUUUUGCAGGAAAACAUGACAUUCUGAUGGCUCAGACUGAGGAGCCAGCUGCAGGUUCUGGAUUUUGAACUAGAUAAUUUGAAAAGCCCAGAAACCGAGGUUGGAAGUGAAUGGAGUAGUAUUUCUAAGAUCAGGGCACGGGCAGAUGGUGUACCUGCUGCUUCUGGACUAUCUGACAUGUUUCCGGAGAAUAAAUUGCUAGGCUUGUACAAGUCUAUAGAUAAUUAGCGUCAUAAACUAGGUAUAGAGGCCACAGAAGAUCCAUCUUUGCUUGAAAGUGGGAGGCUAAGUGUCUCCUCAAAGACUUUAAUCUUAUUUUUUCUUUACAGUUAUAAAGGAAACCUAGGUGCUUGUUAGCGUUUGGAACUGUAAUUUAUUCACAGUUUGAAUUGAAAGAUAGCUUCUUAUUAGACAUUUAUACAGCCUCCGCUUUUAUCAUUGUAUCA
Molecule: messenger RNA, 1493 nt
Organism: Populus trichocarpa (black cottonwood)
Lineage: Eukaryota; Viridiplantae; Streptophyta; Magnoliopsida; Malpighiales; Salicaceae
Product: protein METABOLIC NETWORK MODULATOR 1
Exons: 3
Coding region: 1-1074 (357 amino acids)
Source: RefSeq, a predicted model, not a curated record